Molecule: messenger RNA, 2052 nt
Organism: Drosophila bipectinata
Lineage: Eukaryota; Metazoa; Arthropoda; Insecta; Diptera; Drosophilidae
Product: gastrulation defective protein 1 homolog
Cellular component (GO): site of double-strand break; nucleus
Molecular function (GO): protein binding
Source: RefSeq, a predicted model, not a curated record
UUCCACAGCCGCAUUGGAAAAUAAGUUAUAUUUUUGUUUAUAUUGAAUAAAGUUACUAAGAGUAGUUUUCCUAGCCAUGCAGCGUGGUAAGAUCUCCUUCGGGAAGAUCCAACUGAAUGUCAACAAGGCGCCGGCAUUACCAAAAGAAAAUGCGGAAGGGGAGGCGAAGCAAUCCUCUGAAGAAAGUGGCAGCAGCGGAGGAUUCAAGAAAAUGGACAAGCAGCAGAUGAUUCGCCAGAUUGAGGACGUAGCUGAAGAUCUUGAGAGCCAGCACUUAAAAGAAGUAAUGGGCAUCAGUGGAUUUGGCCGGAAGGCCGCAAAAACAUUUGACAUCAGCGAGCAAAUCGCCAAGGCGCGAGUCACACGGCCAGGACUUGAAAAGAAGGAAGAAUCUGACACAAAAACAGAGGAAAAGGAGGAUGAUGAGGAUGUUAUCGGACCCUUACCACCUGCAGCAGCCGAUGAGAAAGAAAAACCCACAACAGAAACCACCAAAAAGGAGAACGACUCUUCCGAUGAGGAUGACUCCUCUGACGAGGAUUCCGAUGACGAAAAAACUCUCGCCAAGCGGAUACCCUACACCCACGAGGUAAAGAUGCAGCACGGAUCGAGAGCUGUGUUGGCACUCGCCGGAGAUCCGUCGGGCGCCCGUUUGGUCUCCGGCUCCAUUGACUACGACAUGUGUUUCUGGGACUUUGCCGGCAUGGACUCUGGUAUGCGGAGCUUCAGACAACUGCAGCCCUGCGAGAAUCAUCCGAUUCGUUCCCUCCAAUACUCAGUUACUGGUGACAUGAUUCUGGUCAUCUCAGGAAAUGCUCAAGCGAAGAUUCUGGAUCGCGAUGGAUUUGAGAAACUGGAGUGCUGCAAGGGUGAUCAGUAUAUAUCGGACAUGUCGCGCACAAAGGGUCAUGUGGCGCAGCUAACCUCCGGCUGCUGGCAUCCCUUUAAUCGGGAGCAAUUCCUCACGGCAGCCCUGGAUGGUACUCUUCGCAUCUGGGAAGGAUUAAAGGCCAAGGAGCAGUUGCAAGUCAUUAAGACUAGAGCCCAGGGCGGUCUGAGAACAAACGCCUCCUCUUGCAACUACAACAGGGACGCCACACUGAUAGCAGCUGGUUGUGUGGAUGGUUCCAUACAGACGUGGGACACGCGGAAGAUGUUCGUUAGCACCACCCAUUGCGUUCGUGGAGCCCAUCAGAAGGGCUCGGAGAUCACAUCCAUAGUGUUCUCGUACAUGGGCCAGCAACUGGCAACCAGAAGCAACGACGAGACCAUGAAGCUGUGGGACCUGCGCCAGUUCAAGCAACCACUGUACACCUGGACGAAUCUGUUCUCUCGCUACGACACCACAGACUGCUGCUUCAGUCCGGAUGAUAGGAUGCUGGUCACUGGCGAAUCGCUGCCCAAAGGUCAGACCGAGGCAAAUCUUUAUUUCUACAGCACCAAGAGCUUCGAGGAGGUUCAGCGCAUCCCCGUUUCCAACUCACACAUCAUAAAGACCCUCUGGCAUCCGAAACUCAACCAGCUCUUCGUCAGCAGCGGAAACGGAAUCAUUAAGUGCUACUACGACGAGCAGCGCAGCAUCCGUGGCGCCAAGUUGUGCAUUGUGAAGACGCAUCGCAAGCGGCAGCAGAUGGAAAUGGUGCAGGUGUCUCAGAUCAUUACUCCGCAUUCCCUGCAUCUCUUCCGGGAUGAGAAGACGCGCUCCUCGCGCAAGAAGAUGGAGAAGGCUCGCAUGGAUCCCGUCAAAUCGAAACGACCAGAUUUACCCAUCACCAGUGGUCAGGGUGGACGAGUCGCCAGCUCGGGUGGCACUCUCUCUUCAUAUGUCAUCCGGAAUCUGGGCUUGAGUAAGCGUGUUGAUGACGACCAGGAUCCCAGGGAGGCCAUUCUAAAGUUUGCCAAGGACGCAGCCGAAAAUCCAUACUGGAUAGCUCCUGCCUACAAGCAAACCCAACCGAAAGCUAUCUUCUCCGAGGAGGUUGCCUCAGAUGAGCCGGCCUCCAAGAAGCCCAAGUCCGAGGGGAGUAAAUAAAUAAACUUUGAACUGCUUAG